Macrosteles quadrilineatus (aster leafhopper) is the source of this 8972-nucleotide messenger RNA. It is a transcript of the gene cher, whose product is annotated as filamin-A. The record is from RefSeq and is a predicted model, not a curated record. Gene Ontology annotation, molecular function: actin filament binding. Gene Ontology annotation, biological process: actin cytoskeleton organization. Lineage: Eukaryota; Metazoa; Arthropoda; Insecta; Hemiptera; Cicadellidae. The coding region runs from base 135 to 7442 and encodes 2435 amino acids. The transcript has 40 exons.
GGACGACGCCGGACCUAUUAUAUCGCGCUAUCUGUGUGAACUGCGGUACGCAUACUGCCUAUCUGUAUAUUACAGGCGUAACCGGCCGAGUUGUGGAGUCGUUCAACAGGUAGCGUUAGCGUUCGCUAUACAGAAUGAUGAACCCAGAACUUCCCGUCUCCGUGGCCAUAUCGCCGGUCACCGGAGCCGGAGUCAGUAACAACAGUGUAGAUCAGGACGAGGAUAUGGCGGCGACGGAGCGUGAGCUGGCGGAGGACGCUCAGUGGAAACGUAUACAACAGAACACGUUCACGAGAUGGGCCAACGAACAUCUCAAGACGGUUAGCAAACACAUAGGUAAUCUGGAGACGGAUCUGUGCGACGGACUCAGGCUCAUCACUCUGAUAGAAGUUCUCUCUGGGAAACUCUUGCCCAAACACAACAAGCGACCGACGUUCCGCUCCCAGAAACUGGAGAACGUCUCUGUGGCUCUCAAGUUCCUGGAGAACGAAGGGAUCAAAAUCGUCAACAUCGAUUCAACGGACAUUGUAGACUGUAAGCUGAAACUAAUCCUAGGACUAAUAUGGACCCUCAUCCUGCACUACUCUAUAUCCAUGCCAAUGUGGGAAGGAGAAGAGGAUGCUAUCAAUGGAGACAAGGGUGCCACCCCAAAACAGAGAUUACUUCACUGGAUCCAGAGCAAACUGCCAGACUUGCCAAUCACAAAUUUCACAUCUGACUGGAAUGACGGUCGAGCCGUCGGUGCCCUCGUGGAUGCUGUUGCCCCGGGUCUCUGCCCCGAUUGGCAAGACUGGAACCCAAAAGACGCCAUUGAAAACGCUACCGAAGCUAUGGGUUUGGCGGAUGACUGGUUAAAUGUUAGACAACUUAUAAAACCAGAGGAAAUGGUGAAUCCCAACAUGGAUGAGUUGUCAAUGAUGACAUACUUGUCUCAAUAUCCCAAUGCUAAACUGAAAACUGGGGCCCCCCUACGGCCCAAAACCAACCCUAGUAGUAUUCCACCACCCCGAGUGAGAGCAUAUGGUCCUGGCAUAGAACCUACAGGUCCAGUUGUUGGCGCUCCUGCCAUAUUCACUGUCGAGACCUUCUCUGCAGGCAAAGGCAAUGUGGAAGUCACAGUAGAAAAUCCUUACGGAAAAUUGGAACCUGUGGACAUCAGAUUCAACAAGGACAGAAACCUCACAUACAGUGUGUCCUACACACCCAAGAUAGAGGGUACACACAAAGUGACAGUCAAGUUUGCAGGAAGAGAGAUUCCCAAGUCUCCAUACUCUGUUCUAGUGGAAGGACAUGCAGGGGAUCCUUCAAAGGUAACUGCAUCCGGGCCAGGACUUCAACCUGAGGGUGUCAUGAUCAACCGACCUACCUACUUCGAUAUUUGUUCUAAAGGAGCAGGACGUGGAGUCCCGGAGGUGAUUAUCCUAGAUCCUGCGGGACACAAGAACACUGUUCCAGUCAAGCUGCGCCAGAUCUCCCCUGAUGACUGGAGAUGUGAAUACGUCUCUCCAAUCAUAGGCCUGCAUUCUGUCAACGUCUUUUUUGCUGGACAAUCCAUCAAUAACAGCCCAUUUGGAGUUAGAGUCUCGCCAGUAUCAGAUGCCAAGAAAGUGAGAUGCUGGGGACGUGGUCUGCAGCCGCAGGGCGUCAGAGUCAACGACGCUGCAGACUUUCAUAUCCUCACAGCUGGCGCAGGGGAGGGAACUCCAGAUGUCCGCAUCAUUGGACCAGGUGGUAUUAACGAGCCUGUAAAAGUUACUAAAGUUGAUGGUACAACUUAUGAUGCUGUUUACCAUCCGAAGAAGGAAGGAAGAUAUGUUGUGAUGGUAACAUACGCUGGCACAGAAGUACCAAAGUCUCCUUUCGAAGUGAACGUUGGUCCUUACAAGGAAACGGCAAUCAGAGCCUAUGGUCCUGGACUAGUAGGAGGGGUCGUAGCAUAUCCGGCUCUCUUCACUGUGGAGACUAAUGGAGAAACUGGUGCCCUAGGUUUUGGUAUUGAGGGACCUUCACAAGCCAAGAUAGACUUCACUGACAAUGAAGACGGCUCAGCAGAUGUUCGCUACUACCCGACAGUUCCUGGCGAAUACGUGAUACACAUCUUGUGUGACAAUGAGGACAUACCCAAGUCACCUUACAUUGCUCAGAUCCUUCCCAACACCGACUAUUUCCCAGAGAAGGUUGAAUGCUACGGAAAAGGUAUUGAGAGGGAUGGAGUGGUCAAAGGCAAGCCUACAGAGUUUACAAUAGACACACGAAGAGCUGGGUCUGCUCCUCUAGAUGUGCAGGUGGUGGACUCAAACCACAACAAUGUUGAUAUGAAUCUCAAGGACAACAAAGAUGGAACAUUCAAAUGCCAAUAUACUCCCAAACUUGGAUCUAGGCACACAGUGCAGGUAAACUAUGGGGGCGUAGCCACAAAUCGCAGCCCUUACCGAGUUUUUGUCUCUCAACCGCUCAACCCAUCCCGAGUAGAGAUAUUUGGACCAGGCAUAGAGGACGGAGUUAAGUCCAAAACUCCAACACAUUUCAAUGUUGAUUGCCGAGAAGCCGGACAAGGUGACUUGAAAGUGUCAAUCACAGCGAGUGACAAGUCUGAAGUUCCGUUCCGUUUGAUCAACAAUGAUGAUGGAACGUUCGUGGUGGAGUACUGCCCUGCGUCCACUGGCGUACACACCAUCACUGCUAGCUACGGGGGCAUCAAUGUUCCCCAGUCCCCCAUCAGAGUGCCCGUCAAACCUCACAUCGACCUGUCCAAAAUCAAAGUGGAUGGUCUUGAACCAACGGCCCCGGUGAACAGUUUACAGCAGUUCCGAGUGAUCACCGAGGGAGCCGAUCGUGCUGAGUUCGCUGUCUCCAUCACCAGUCCUUCCGGCGCUAAGGUAAAAGCUCACGUCAUCCCUACUCACGAAGGGUUCUUGGUCAACUUCACCCCAACAGAGUUGGGAGAGUAUUUGUUGAGUAUUUCCUUCGGAGGGGAGCCCAUCACCCCGACUCCGUACCGUGUCACUUGUCUGCACGGGAGCGACGCCAACCGUGUGAGAGCCAGUGGCCCCGGGCUGGUGCGAGGUAUCGUGGGGCGUCCCGCAGACUUCAUCAUCGACACCCGAGGCGCUGGUCAGGGUAGCCUGGGUGUCACUGUAGAGGGUCCUUGUGAGGCGGCCAUCAACUGUCGAGACAACGGAGAUGGGACUUGCUCAGUAGCCUACUUACCUACAGAAAUAGGAGACUACACAGUCAACAUAACCUUCAACGACCGUCACAUUCCUGGAUCUCCGUUCCAAGCCAUCAUCUUACCUGAGGCUGAUAUCACCUGCAUCAAAGCCUCCGGCAACGGGAUUCAACCGCACGGAGUUUACGUUGACUCUCCAACGGACUUUGUUGUGGACUCACGAGCGGUGAGCGCUGGAGAUGAUGGGAAGGUGACCUGCACCAUCACCAAUCCCUCUGGGAACUGUACUGAGAACCACAUAACUCCGCUAGCCGACGGGACCUACCGCAUCAGCUACACACCAUUCGAAGAAGGUCAACAUACCAUUGACAUCUUGUAUGACGGUCUUCCCAUUCCUGGCUCUCCGUUCAAGGUAAACGUUAGACGAGGUUGUGACCCAUCAAAGUGCCGCGCCUACGGUCCUGGCCUGGAGCAGGGCGUCAUCGACAAAAGAAAUGCCUUCACUGUUGAAACCAAAGGUGCUGGUACUGGUGGACUAGGAUUAGCAAUAGAGGGUCCUUCAGAAGCCAAAAUGACUUGCAAAGACAACAGAGAUGGAUCAUGUUCUGUCGAGUAUCUACCCACAGAACCGGGUGAAUACGAUGUCAGCAUCAAGUUUUCGGAACAACACAUACCAGGCUCUCCUUUCAAGGUUAUGGUGGAUGCUCCUCUGGAUCCUUCAAAAGUGCAGGUGUAUGGCCCAGGUAUUGAUCCUGAGAGUGUCCGUGAGAACGUACCAACAACCUUCAAGGUGGACACCACCAAGGCAGGCAAAGGCCCUGUCCAAGUACAACUGAAGUCUGACAGAGGACGAGCACCCCUUCCUGAUGUGGUAGAUAAUGGAGAUGGAACCUACAAUGUCAGCUACACUCCUCCUGCAGAGGGUACUGUAGUCAAGGCACACGUCAAACACAACGACAAAGAAAUCCCCCAGAGCCCAUUCCAAAUGAAGGUGAAGCCGAAGUGUGAACCCAAGAAGGUGAAGGUAUCCGGUCCAGCCCUAUCUGACAAAGGCAUCCCAGCCUCCAUUCCAACUGACAUCAUCAUAGACCCCACACAAGCUGGCUACGGCGAUCUAGAAGUCAGAGUUAUGGGUCCCGACAACCAUCCAAGGAAAGUAAAGGUUGCGGAGAAUGCAGAUGGAACUUACAAAGCUACGUUUGUACCAGACGAUUGUGGAAGGUACAAACUGACCGUGAAAUAUGGUGGAAAGGAAAUACCAAACUCUCCCAUUCCAAUCCAGGCGUAUGCUACAGGAAGUGCAGAAGCAUGUAAGAUUACUGAAGGCAUCCAGAAGAACUUGCUGAGUGGGGAAGAGUAUUGUAUAACUGUGAAUGCAAAGAAUGCAGGAAGAGGUGCAGUUACCUGCCGAAUCCGCUCAACCUCUGGCAGUGAUGUGGACAUUGACAUAGAGGACAACGAGGAUGGCACCUUCAGUAUCUACUACACUGUCAAGGACGCAGGAGACUACACUCUUAGUGUCAAGUUUGGUGGACAACCUGUACCUGAUGGCUUCUACACCUUUACUGCUUCAGGAUCAGAAGACUUUAUUGAGGAGCAUCGUGCCACCUCGACACAUUCUAGCAAGCACCAGAGUGCCGAAAGCAAGCACCAGGGUUUGAAUAGCAGCUACACCAGCCACCAGGAGUACCGCACCGUAGUACUAAAUAGCAUACCUCUUCCCACAACCGGAGGACACGUCACAUCUGAAGUGAAGAUGCCCAGUGGGAAUGUGGACAAGCCAGUGAUAGAAGAUAACAGAGAUGGAACAGUUUGUAUCAAGUACGACCCAAGAGAGGAAGGACUUCACGAACUCUCCGUCAAGUACAAUGGAGAACAUGUACAAGGAUCCCCGUUCAAGUUCCACGUAGACUCCAUCAGCAGUGGUUACGUGACGGCCUACGGUCCUGGUCUAACCCAUGGAGUCAGUGGAGAGCCUGGCAACUUUACAAUCUCCACCAAGGGUGCUGGAGCAGGUGGUUUGCAAAUGGCCGUGGAAGGUCCAAGCAAGGCUGAUAUCAGUUGCCAUGACAACAAAGAUGGUACAGUCGCUGUCUCGUACCUUCCCACCGCCCCUGGCGAGUACAAGAUUGCUGUCAAGUUUGGUGAAAGACAUAUCAAGGGAAGUCCUUUUGUCUCCAAAGUAACAGGUGAGGGCCGCAAGAGGAACCAGAUAUCUGUUGGGUCUUGCAGUGAGGUCUCUCUGCCGGGCAAAGUGACUGAGUCAGACAUCCGAGCUCUGAACGCCUCCAUCCAGGCACCCAGUGGCCUCGAGGAACCUUGCUUCCUCAAGAGGCUGCCUCAAGGAAACCUAGGUAUCUCAUUCACUCCAAGAGAGGUUGGUGAGCACACAGUUUCAGUGAAGAAGAUGGGAAAGCACAUUACAAACUCUCCGUUCAAGAUCAAGGUCGGUGACAAAGAGGUUGGAGACGCCAAGAAGGUGAAGGUGACUGGAACCGCUCUGAUUGAAGGCAAGACUCAUCAGGACAACACCUUCACUGUGGACACCAAGAAUGCUGGAUACGGAGGUUUGUCCUUGUCCAUCGAGGGACCAAGCAAAGCAGAAAUCCAGUGCAAAGACAACGAAGACGGAACCCUCAACAUUUCCUACAAGCCCACAGAGCCAGGCUACUACAUCGUCAACCUCAAGUUUGCCGACCACCACGUGGAAGGAUCACCCUUCACAGUGAAGGUGACGGGCGAAGGCAGUAACCGUCAGCGAGAGAAGAUCCAACGUCAGAGAGAGGCAGUGCCAAUCACCGAGGUCGGCAGCGAGUGCAAACUCACCUUCAAAAUGCCAGGAAUCACCUCUUUUGACCUGACUGCGACUGUGACAUCGCCUGGAGGAGUGACUGAAGAUGCAGAGAUCAAUGAGGUAGAGGAUGGUCUGUACGCUGUCCACUUUGUACCCAAGGAGUUGGGAGUCCACACUGUGUCAGUCAAAUACAAGGACAUCCACAUUCCUGGAUCUCCAUUCCAGUUCACAGUAGGUCCUCUGCGUGACGGAGGAGCUCACCGGGUACAUGCUGGUGGUCCGGGACUGGAGCGGGGAACACAAGGAGAGCCGUGUGAGUUCAACGUCUGGACUCGGGAGGCUGGAGCUGGGUCCCUAGCCAUCUCAGUCGAGGGUCCGAGCAAGGCUGAGAUAGGCUUCAAGGAUCGUAAGGACGGCUCUUGCUAUGUCAGCUACACAGUUACUGAGCCAGGGGAGUACCGAGUGGGUAUCAAGUUCAAUGAUCAGCACAUCCCCGACUCACCCUACAAGCUGUUCAUCUCUCCAGCCCAAGGAGAUGCACACAAGCUAGAGGUUGCCCAGUUCCCCACAACAGGGGUACAUCCUGACAAGCCUGCUCAGUUCCUCGUCAGGAAAAACGGAGCCAAGGGCCAACUUGAUGCGAAGAUUGUUUCUCCAUCUGGUGCGGAAGACGACUGCUUUAUUCAAUCCAUCGACCCGGACACAUACUCCAUCCGAUUCAUGCCACGAGAAAAUGGCAUUCACAACAUCCACGUCAAAUUUAACAGUGUUCACAUACCUGGAUCUCCAUUCAGGAUCAAGGUCGGCAAGGAGGACGGCGACCCAGCAGCAGUACACGCUAGCGGACCCGGACUUAACGAAAUCAAGACAGGUGCGAAGACAGACUUCAUAGUAGACACGUGCAAUGCUGGUGCCGGGACUCUGGCCGUGACCAUCGAUGGACCCAGCAAGGUGUCCAUGGACUGUACUGAGGUGGAGGAGGGCUACAAAGUGCGCUACACGCCGUUAGUUCCAGGAGACUAUUACAUCAGUCUUAAGUACAACAGCUAUCACAUCGUUGGAUCUCCCUUUAAAGUCACAUGCACAGGUGAAGAUCUGGCAGAGCGGGGAGCCCAGGAAACAUCAUCAGUGGUUGUGGAAACAGUUCAGAAGGUGGCCAAGAACAAAGCAGGUCAAGGGGUGGUAUUGCCACUGUUCAAGUCUGAUGCCAGCAAAGUAACAUGCAAAGGCAUGGGUCUUAAGAAGGCCUACCUCCAAAAACAGAACAUGUUCACUGUUAGUUGCGCAGAUGCCGGAAACAACAUUCUGUAUGUUGGAAUAUACGGACCCAAGGGACCGUGUGAUGAAGUAUACGUGAAACACAUGGGUCGCAACAACUUCACAGUUAACUAUGUAGUCAGGGAGCGAGGAGACUACAUUGUCAUCGUCAGGUGGGGAGAUGAGCACAUCCCAGGAUCUCCCUUCAAGGUCGAUGUUUAAAUCCUUCCAUCAAUACAAUCAUCGAUUGCCAUUUUACCUUCAUUUUUCAAACUAUUUAUAUAUUUUUUUAGUUUUGAUUGUUGAAAAUAUUUUGUUCGUUUAUAUUUUUUAUUAUUUAAUUGUUAUUGCUUUAAAUGUUUUAAGUUAUUUCAUAGAAAUCUUUAAGAUCAAUAUUUUAUAUAAAAGUUUUAUAAAAUUGAGCUUUUUACUAGUCAUUAUUAUGUAAAUUAGAACAUAAAUGAGCAAUUGGAUGUCAUUAUCAGAGAUUUUGCAGAAUAAUUGAUUUAUUGUGCUAACACAGCAAAUGAUGAAAUCCCAGCAAGGACUUUUUCCAAUACAUCUAUAUCCAGACUAAUUAAUAUUUAUCAACUAAAACUAAUUGAAGGUGUUGAUGUCAAGUGAAUGUACAAGCCUUAAUAGAUUGUAGCGACCAAACAUCAUCAGGCGUAUUUCAUAUCACUUUUUAAUUUCCUUGCUGAGGUUUUCCAAUUGUAAUGUAAUUACUGAAAUUAAUCAAAGUAGAUAAGUAGGCUGUAUUGAACCACAGGAAAACAUUAUCUCUUGUAAAAUUGUGAAUACAUUUUACAUCAAAUUUUGAAAUUUAAAAUUAGUACUGAUGUACUAACAAUAGCCAUAAGUUUCAAACUGUGACAUUAAGUUUAACAACAUUGUUAUACUGUUUCUAUCAACUUGCUUUUCAUGUUGUCAUAAUGAAUAUUAGAGCCAAAUAUUAUAAACACAACCUUAUGUGUUACAUUUAAGAAGACAAGUUGACUAACUUAGAAGACAAAGUGAAUGAAUCACUUAUUUGUGUUAUUUUGUAUGUGAAUAUAAUUUAAGUAAGUAUCCUUCUUGCAAUCAUUUAUGUUUGUGAAUUUAUGUGUUCUUAAGUAUUUUUCAUGUGAAAACUAUACAAAUACCAAGUGGUACCCUGGAAAAAUCUGUAUAAAACUAUACAUUUUCUGUUUAGAUUUUUUUAUUUUAUGAUUGUAACUUUUUACUUUUUACUUCACUAUGUUCUAGCAGUUGUGUUUUGGCAACUAUUGCCUUUUUGAUGUAUUAAGUAAGUAAAUUCUUCAUUUGCUCUGUAGUUUUGAUAAGUGUAGGUACUGAGGUAUAGAUUUACCACACCAAUCUUUUAUUUUACUGUACAGAGAUCGUUUAUUUGUUAACAUGAUGAAGCACAAAACAAGCAAUUUAGAAGGCUCAUUUAUAUAUUUUGGCUUUGAAUAUAGUCACCCUUGUGCCUUAAAUAUUUUUCUUUUUGUAUCUACCAAUCCUACUUGGUAAGAUAAUAAUAAAACGUUCAUUUUAUGCAAUUGAUCUUAUUUGUGUUUAAUUAAUCAUAAAAGAGGCUUUGAAAAUGUAUUUAUACGACUAAGUAUCUAUUUUCAUAAUGGUCCGACAGUAAUCAAAUAAAUAUAUUACUUAGCUUUAAGUUGAUCACCUGUUUUUUAAGUAUUCUUUUCCUUUUUAUUUUGCAAUAAUGUAGGUUUUAUUUUUGAAUAAACAUGUACAUAUAUUGUGCCA